GAACCAAUUCUACUGCUAAAUAUUCUAUGUUUAUAAUGUAAACUAUACAUUGAUCUGUGCGUCUGCACAGAGUUUAAUUUUUAGGUUUCUACGAACAUAUCCGGAUCUGGAAAGAUCCAACUUGAAUCCUGUCCAAAAAUUUGUAAUAUGCGAAUGAAGUUUAAUUUUAAAACUCGAAAAAUGUGGUUUCAAAACAUGAUUCAUAUUCGAAUGGGUAUUUGGAUGACUAUGUCUAACUGAUUUUGUAAACAAAUAAAAAAUUAAUUUGUUAACCAGUUUGAAUUUUUGUUACGAAUGAAACAAUUUCAUUCAAAUCUAUGAAAUUAUUAUAGUUAACAUGUAAAAUAAAUGAUGUUUAAUUAUUAUUGUAAAUAUAAUUAACGAAGUAGUUAGGAAAAAUGAAAAAAAAGAAGAUGUAAUAAAAAAUUUUAAAUAGGUAAGUUAUGUUUUAUAAUUUGUAAUAAAUGUUGUCGAAUUAAUUAGAAAGAUAAUAAAAAAAAUGGUUAAAAUUAAUUAAAAAUGGAAUGAAAAUCUGUAACAAACCACUUAAAAAUAUGCAAGUAUUAUUUUGUAUUUUAGUUUUAAAAGAAUACAUACUAUAAAUUUAUUUUUAGAUUUUAGUGAGGGCAGCUGUCCCUUCCCCAAAAAACAUAUACUCCCUUUGUUUUAUAUUGUAGGUAGUUUUAGAAAAAAAAUUUUAUUUCAAAAUGUAAGUAGUUUUCAUAUUUCUAAAUAACUUUUACAUUUAUUAUAUAUAGUAUGACCAAUCAUAUUAAUAGAUUUAUUUUUGAUGGAUUAAUUUAUAUCUAACCUAUUUAUUAUACAAUACUUUUUAAAACAUAAUAAUUUUCUUAAAUUUUUGUGCUUUUAGCCAAAAUUAUAAAAUGGAGGGAGUAUGUUAUUGUUUUUAAUCUUCCGAAUUUUUUAAUAAGUAGAUUUUAUAUUCAGCAAAAAUAAAUCUAUCAUAAAAUAACAAUAUGUGUAACCAACAUAAUAUGAAAACAUAUUAAAAGAAUAACCGAUCCUAAGUUUAUCUAUAAAAAAUACUUUCACGGACGUGUAGAUCAAAAUAUUUCCAUAUUAAACAUUGUGGCAUUUUGAGUUAUUAAGUAAACAUAGCAAUAUUAAGUAAUUUCUGCAGCACUUUGAGUUAUAUUAAUAAUAUUUAAUAAUAGUACUAUAGAUGGAUGUGUGUAGUUUAGGUUAAUGUUGUUUUAUGUUUCCAAAAAAAGGUUAGUGUUGUUUAUACAUAUCUACGUAAAGAAAUAUUUACUAAUUUUGAAAUAAAUCGUAUUUUUGGUCAGGUAAAAAGAAGAAGAAACCUGCUUGAUAAAAAAAAACAAUAAUAAUAAUUGUGCCGAAAGUAGUAGCCACCGCCACCACCGUAAUAUCAGGAGAUACAAAUAGAGGCCAACGAAGAAUUACAUUUGUUUUGCUGUAAAGAAAGCGAAACAACAAACAAUCAUAUUAGCCCACUCGUCCUAUUCUUUCUUCUUCUUCAUCUUCACUGUAUAGUUUAGUCAAACUAUUUUCUCCACGAUCUGUUGCUCGUACCUGGUGAGACUGGUGAAAAACAACCUGGACAAGAAGAAGGAAACAGUAUGAUCAGUGAUCGGUCUGAGUUCAGAGUUCAUAUACGGAGGUUAUUCGUCAUCAUGAUCAGAACUUCCUAUAGAUGGAUCUGCAGUCAUCCCUAUCUCCUCGGCUUUGUUGGGGUUUUGUAUCUUCUGUAUAGAGCUUGUCCUCUUUUGUUUUCUCCUUUGGUAGCUGCAUCUCCUGUUUUGGUUUGCACAUUCGUUUUGCUUGGAACGAUUCUUAGUUUCGGAGAGCCAAAUAUUAUACCUGAGAUCGAAACAGAACCGGAGGCUACUGUUAACGAGGCUGCUCUUUUCACAGCUGAGGUUACGAGGGAUCCUAGUGUUGUUGAGAGAGAGGGUGAGAGUUUUACGGUUGAGAGGUGCGUGAGCACGGAGAAAGAUGAUGAUGAUAGAUUAGUGGAACGAGAUACCCAGGUAAGGUUUGAGGAGAGAGCAUUUGAUUUGGAUUUGGAGAAGAAGGGAGAUGGAGAAGAGGAGAAGUUGAUUGGAAAUGAUGACGGGAAGCGAGUUUCACAUGGUGGAUCUUUAGAUGAUAUGAUGGAGGAUUCAAAGGAAGAUCAGGUGGAUGUAUCUCCAGUUUCACCUUGGAGACCAAUGAGGCAUGAGGAGGGCGAUGAUGACUCACUGGAUUCUAGUUCUGAUGGUGCGGAAAGUUCUUCACCUAACCCUUCUAUGACAGACAUCAUCCCCAUGCUUGAUGAGCUUCACCCGCUUUUACACUCAGAGAAUCAAGGUCUUGGUAUUGCAGAUCUUGAUGGAUCAGAUGCAACUUCAGAGGAGCCAGAUAUGAGUAGUAGUGAUAGCGAUGAAGGAAUGGAGUCUGAUGUUAACAGCGAAAGUCAUGGUGAAGAGGACGACAACAAGAAGGAAGAAGAGGAAGAGGAGAAGAAGGAAGAUGAAAUUAAAUCACCUAUCAAAUGGACAGAGGCUGACCAAAAAAACGUCAUGGAUCUAGGAAGUCUCGAGCUCGAAAGAAACCAACGGUUGGAGAGUCUAAUCGCCAGGAGAAGGGCUCGCAACAAUAUGAGAAUGGUGGCAGAGAGAAAUCUCAUUGAUUUCGACUGUGCUGAUGUUCCAUUUAAUAUGCCGCCAAUCUCAACCGCAAGGCAGAAUCCAUUUGAUCUUUCGUAUGAUGAUAUGGGACUACCACCUAUCCCUGGCUCUGCUCCGUCCAUUAUGUUCGCGAGGAGAAGAAACCCGUUUGAUCUUCCGUACGAGCCAAAUGAAGAGAAGCCAGACCUCAAGGGUGAUGGUUUCGAGGAAGAGUUCUCUUCUCCACAACCUAAGGAGCCAGUGUUCAGAAGACAUGAGAGUUUCAGUGUAGGUCCAUCGAUGCUCGGAGGUCCCAGACAUGAUAGGCUACGACCUUUCUUCGUGCUGGAAAGAUUAGCACACGAGAGAGCAAGCUAUUAUCCGUUUGAAAGGCAGCUCAGUGAAGUUAGUGAAUCAAAACUCAGUUCUGUGCCUGAUACUGAAUCUGUCUGCACAAUCCUGGAGGAUGACGAAAAGAAGGUAGAUGAAGAUGAUGCUGAUCGAGAAACCGAGAUAGCUAAAACUGAUAUGGCUUCUGAUCAUGAAGAAGACAAAGCUUCUGACCAUGAUGAAGAAACGGGCCAUUCCUCAGAAGAUUCUGAUUUUGAUGAACAAGCUGAUAGCAAAAAUCUUCAUCGUGAUCUGGCUGAGAUAAUACUGGGAAGUGCAGAAACACACGUUACACACCAUGAGCAAUCAAACAUGAUGGACGGAGAAACUUUUGAUAAGACAAAUCAUGGUGAAGAGGAUUCCAGUGAUAGUGAAUCAUCUUUAUCAGAGAAAGAAGAAGAGAUGGCGCAUAUAAGUGAGAAUGAAGCAAGAAGGGUGGGGGAUGAUUAUCACCAUGAUGGAGCGCCUGCUUUCAUUACUCCACUCCCCUUCCUGGAGGAGUCAGCAAUUCAUGAUCUUUGUGGGUUGGUGGGUGACCACCACGUAACACCUGUUUACGAUUCGAGCCCUCCCUCAGCCAGUAGAUUCCCAUCAUUUUCUUCCGUAUCAUCUGAUCACAAACCUGAUCUACCUGGAAAGAGUGACGAAGAAGUACAAGAAAAUGCAGAUAAUGAACGUGAAGUUUAUUCUGAAAGCAAAUAUCCUGAAGAGACUGAAACAAGUACAAGGGAAGUGGGAAAGAGUAUCACGCAUGUUACAGGAGAGGCAAGCUUUCUCAUUUCAGAGGUUGGAAUUGACGGUCAAAAGAACUCAAUUUCCGUGUCUGAAUUUGAGGAAGCCUUACUUGAUUCCUCUCUACCUUUGGAUAAGAACGAGAAUAUUGAUCACCAGGAGGAUGACUGUUUGUCUGUUUCUAGUCAAGAAGACCUGGAAGAGAUUCAUGAAGAAGUGAAAGAGGCUGUAGAUACCAGAGCGCUAGAAAUUAGUGAAUCUUUGGUUGACUUGGUUUCUUCUACAGAAGAGGAAGCAGUAUCUACAGGGAUAGUUGAACAACAUCUCCCAGUUGAGCCUACAAGUUCACCUUUGGGAUAUGGUGACACGACGGAGCAUGUGACAACACUGGAAGAAUCACCUGAUGUGGUACAUGACAUAGCUGAAACUUCAGUAGCUGAAGUCAUAAUGCAGGAGGAAGAGAAUAAACAAAAAGAUGAAGCCACUCCUCAAACAUCCAAUGCAGACAUCCCAAUAGACAGCUACGCCACUUUGUCUUCUGGAGCAGUUGAGUAUGUUGAGACGCAUUCAUUUAAUGACGAAGAUGCUCCGAACGCGGAACAAGAUCCAGUUCAGUCAUCAGUUUCUGAUGCCAAGGAAGAAACACACUCCAACCAAACUAUGGUUAUUGAAGUAGACUCUGUGAAUACUAGUGCUCAAAAUGUGGGAUCCGAAGAAACGACUCCAUCUGAAUCAGAUAGAGAACCGACCUGGUCAGAUAAAUCAGUGGUUGAACAAUCAUCCCUUGAACCUGGUGAAGAUCAAGAACCAGCUCGUGCAGCUCCUCUGAGUGUGGUCUUUUCCCGUAAAAUCACUUUCCACGAGUAUCACGAAGCUCCUGAGGAUACAACCGAGCUAUCUUGUUUGACAUCUGACACGUCCUCAUCUCCAGCGGAGUCUCCUGAGUACGAAACACCUAUGGUUGGUGAAGGCUCAAAGGCGGAGUUCUUCCAAGAGACUGUUAAUGAGGGGCUUGACCAUGUGGUCGAGCAAUCAGAUCAGCUUACGGAUUUACAUGAAAUAUCUCAAAGUCCUCCUGAAGUUAUCACUGAAGAGGCAGACGAGAUAAAAGAGAUUGAUGAAGGAUUGUUGUCUGAACUUGACACUAUUGGAGACUUCGGUGUUAAGGAAGUUGUGACAGAUUCUGAACCUGGGCCAUCUUCAGUAGGGUCAGACACUGCCAAAGAACUUACGGUAGCUCUACCCGUUCUGGAAGUGAGAUCUGUUGAAGACAUAGAAUCUGCUUGCCAGCAGAUUCAUGAAGGACCCGAGGUUGAAGAUGUUAUUCUUCCAAGCACCGUUCAGGACCAGUUGGCUCAAGAAAAUUCUGAAAACUCAUCAGAGACCAAGUCGGAUUUAACAGUGGUGGAAGCUACGUCGAAAGAUGAUCUAGAUACUGCUAUGAAUCAGGCUGUUGUAGAGAGCAUGGGCAAGCAACCAAUGUCACCAGAAUCAAAUGGUGGGUCUGGAGAAACCAAGUGCGGAGUUGAAAUGGAACCAUCAGGGUCUUUAGUUGAAGAAAGAUCUCUUGAUGAGACAAAUGUUCAUCUGAACAACACACCUGAGAAAGAAGAAGAUGAGGUAACUAGACCGAAAGAGAUAACAACAUCAUCCGAUGCAUCGUCUAUGGAAACUCGAUCACUGGAGGAAAUUCCAAAACCUUCUGAGCCAAAAGAGGAGAUGUCAACGGAAGUAAUCUCUGAAAGAGUGGUGAUUCCUACAGAAGGCAUAGAGUCUAGAAAUGUAACACUAAGCGAUGAAGUAGCGACUGAGGAAGCAAAAGCUGAAACCUCAAGUAACCUUGAUGGGACUGUACAGAGUCCUGAGUCCAAAGAAACUCCGGGAGAUUCGGAGGAAAGCAUUUCAGAAGUAAAGACAGAGGAGAAGGAGAAGGAGAAGGAGAAGGGUAAGUCCGAUUCUUCAAGCUCGAGCUCAAGCUCUAGUUCGAGUGACUCAGAUUGAAAAACAAAAUCGAAGGGUAAUGCAUCUCAACUCCUAGUAUAUAUGUUUGUUACACUGUAAUUGUUAGGCACUUCUGGGUUUGCUCUGUUUUAAAAGGGGCAGGAAGAAGCCGCUAUUCAUUUUUUUGUACUGAGUUUUCUCCUUUUCCCGGUUUGUGUGUGUAUGUGUUUUCCUUUUCUUGUGUUUCAGCUUCCAUAUUUAUUGAUUUGUAUUUCUUGAUACUAUUCUGAGGUUUUUUCAGGGUUUUUGGUUUGUGACUUUAAAUAUUUUCUCGUUUUCAUUCUAUAAUGUUUUGUAUUGAAACUGAGAAAUUAUAAAUGUAUUGAUGUUUGGAUUCUUCUU
This is a messenger RNA of Brassica rapa (field mustard), 6095 nucleotides long. RefSeq lists its product as uncharacterized. Lineage: Eukaryota; Viridiplantae; Streptophyta; Magnoliopsida; Brassicales; Brassicaceae. The record is from RefSeq and is a predicted model, not a curated record.